Molecule: messenger RNA, 1565 nt
Organism: Culex pipiens pallens (northern house mosquito)
Lineage: Eukaryota; Metazoa; Arthropoda; Insecta; Diptera; Culicidae
Gene: Ndfip
Product: NEDD4 family-interacting protein 1
Exons: 2
Coding region: 550-1239 (229 amino acids)
Biological process (GO): vacuolar transport; positive regulation of protein ubiquitination; ubiquitin-dependent protein catabolic process
Cellular component (GO): perinuclear region of cytoplasm; endoplasmic reticulum; Golgi apparatus
Molecular function (GO): WW domain binding
Source: RefSeq, a predicted model, not a curated record
AAAUUGGAUAAGCCAAAGUGCGAAGAAAGACGGGCGACAAAAACAACAACAACAACAAGGAAGGAAUAUUGAAUUAUUUUUUUCCUGAUAAACCAAUUCUCUGUGGUAUAGUUUUAAAUGAAUCUAGCAUAGUUGUGAAUUUAGUGUAUUUUCAAAAUUGCGAAUCAAACAUUUUUAACAUCAAGGUCACGUGCAUUUUCAAGCUUUUGUCUGACAAAAAAAUCGAAGGUCAUUUGCUGAUAACCGUACAUGACUUGUUGCCCUUUGUUUGUUUUCAUAAACAGAAAAGAACACUGAAACGAAAGACAAGAACUUUACCCCUCUGCGGAAAAGGAAAACAGAAGAAAUUGGAGUACAUAUUUGAAACACCAAAAAUCAACGGAUACAGCAAAACUAAUGCAAGGCGUCUGGCGACAUAACAUACUUUGCAUAGACGCCCUUGUUCGCCAUCAAUACACAAUAUUAUUGCAAGGAUCGGCUGUGUGAAGUCCCCCUGCGGAUAAUAGUUCUCCUACUCCACGUUGAACGUAAAGCUAAAACCAACCCACGAUGCCACCGGCAAACAACAACAGCAACAACAACGAUGAUUUGCCCCCGCCCAAGGCGGACUUUAGCGCCCCUCCGCCGUACGAGGCGACGGACAACCUCAAUCAUCAGUACGCUCAACCCCAGGAGAUGGCCGCCACGGUAAAGCUGCCGACGUACGAAGAAGUUCAGAUGGAAAAAAUGAUCAACCACGAGUUGCCGAUUCCGCCGGGUUCCACGGGACACAUGCUGCCACCGCCACCACCCAGCAUCACGGGCCUUCCCCUCGGCGGACGGGGCGGAGUUGGACCGAACGGAACCGGACCGGCCGUCACAUUCAUCGCCAUCGACGCAGACGGAGAAAACAUCAACGCCGACAACAGUCUGCUGGGAACGGACAUUGUCUUCGUGACGGCUUUCCUGGUAGCGUUCCUGUUCAACUGGAUCGGAUUCCUGAUGCUGACCUGCUUCUGUCACACCAUCGCGGCCCGUUACGGUGCGCUCAGCGGAUUCGGCCUCUCGCUGGCCAAGUGGACCCUGAUCGUGAAGCACUCGACCGAUUUCGCCUCGCACGAAAACUCGUGGCUUUGGUGGCUCAUCAUGGCCUUUGGAUUCCUCAUCUGCGUCCGGGCCCUCGUCCAAUACAUCAGCAUCAAGCGAACCUGGCGACUGCUGUCGACUUCGGCCCAGGAACGGUUGCUGUUCUUUUACUGAGUCUCGUGUGUCGCUUAAGCAAAAGCGAUCGGAUUUUAGGACCAUCUUUACCAAGCAGCUUACACAAUCAACACACACACACACUCACGCAACAAGCAGCGUUUGGAUUGAGUUUUGUGAUACAACAACAAAUAACCCCGCUCAUCUCUGAUUUCCUUGCAGUUUUAGUUAGUUUAGAAAAGGAGGCAGAUGGAGAAAAAAAGGCAGUUGAAUAACUCACGUUUUACACACACACACUCUCAAACAUUCCCUUUGGUCCCGUAUUUGCCACAAAAAACACACAUAUUGUUCACAUCCGCGUGGAAUAGUUUUGUGGUGAAAGCAUG